Molecule: messenger RNA, 1053 nt
Organism: Harmonia axyridis
Lineage: Eukaryota; Metazoa; Arthropoda; Insecta; Coleoptera; Coccinellidae
Product: calcyphosin-like protein
Exons: 4
Coding region: 213-860 (215 amino acids)
Molecular function (GO): calcium ion binding
Source: RefSeq, a predicted model, not a curated record
GUUAGAUAAAACCGUAAUCUAUAUUUCUACCGCUGCGUAUAUUGUCACGUAGAUAAUUGUAUCCCCAGAAGUGCGCUGAAACUUACACACCCUUUUGAGGUUGUGCCUAGAAAAAACGUACUCAAGCGAAUAAGUUCAGUGUUCCGUAAUAUUUCAAUUGGAUUGCUUCAAAUAAACAACCAGUGAAAAUUGACAAGUCGAGUUUUUCCAACAUGCAUCGACCUCGAAGUGCCAUGACCCAUAGUGAGGUAGAGAUGGCCAGCAGGAGCCGUAGACAGCUGCAGUCCAUGGGCACCCACGGUGAUCCCAUCGAAAAGCUAAGGCUGCUGUGCCUCUCCAGGGGUGCCAAGGGUAUCUUGACCUUAGGCAGGAUGUUUAGGAGAAUGGACGACGACGGAAAUAGGAAUCUCAGUCUGGAAGAGUUCACCAAGGGACUAAUAGAAACCGGUAUGGAUAUAAACGAGGAGGAGGCCAGGCAAAUAUUUCAUUUUUUCGAUUCUAACGACGAUGGAAAUAUCAACAUCGACGAGUUUCUUAUUCAUAUUAGGCCUCCAAUGUCCGAGUUCCGAAAGGGAGUAAUAGAAGAUUGCUUCAGAAAAUUAGAUAAAAAUGGUGAUGGCCAACUCACUACAGAUGAUCUGAGGAAUGUUUAUAACGUGAAAGCGAAUCCAAAAUAUAUAGCUGGCGAGGAGGACGAAGAGACAAUUUUGAAAAGAUUUUUGGCCAAUUUUGAAGACGAGAAAACCAGGGACGGAAAGGUGACCAAAGAAGAAUUCCUUAAUUAUUAUGCUGGUAUAAGUGCUUCAAUUGAUAAUGACUGUUAUUUUGACUUAAUGCUGAGACAUGCUUACAAAUUGUAAUGCGUAUUUGAAUUCUAACAUACUUUUACGAUUUGAACAUAUUCAAAAUCACAAUUUGAUGAUUUUCAAUCUAGUCUAUGAUUUGUUAUUAAAAUAGCUGAGUAGAUAUUUUGAGAGCACUUUAUGAAAUGUUGUGUGUCGAUAUAAAUUUUAUUGUGACUUUGAUACUUAUAAUAUAUUGAUUGCAGUUGGA